AUGGAGUCAAGACUACGUUGGGCGGUUUCGUUUGUAAAAUCUGGGCAGGUACCGGACCGGGAUGAUCUCAAUGAAAGUUUGGGUAUCAAACAAACGAGAUCGAUGGUGCUGCCGGUGCAUAGUGAAUAUAGUGACUUGGAGGAUAGUGCAAAUGAUGAAAAUUUAGAACAAGAUGUGGAUAACAAUACAGCAAUGACUAUGGAUCACGAUAGCAGUUCAGAAAUGUAUGAGAAUGAAAAUGUGAGCAUGGCAGAUUCUGGAGAAGAUCUUGACGACAUUGACAGCGAAGAAUCAGUCAGUUCGUCACUGGAUAGCUCGACCAUCUUAAGGCAUAAGAAGCGUCAUCCUGUUUUACCACCAGAUGAUCUCAAUGCGUCAAAAAUAUAUGAACAGUAUGGUAUUGGGGCCUUAUUGAUGAAAAGAAUGGGAUAUGAAGAAGGGAAAGGUAUUGGAAGUGGACAAUCAGGUAUAGUUGAUCCAUUAAAUGCCAAUCCAAAUAAGGGCCGUUUAGGUGUUGGAGCAAAAGGAUCUUUGCAAUUGAGGAAAGAAAAGGGCGCAAAACUGCGAAGCUUUGAUGAUCACGAUGUUCUGGCGUCUCGAAGAUAUGGCAAUCGAAGUGUCUCAAGUGGACAGGAGGACUAUGCAUCGAAACCCAGUGAGCUUGAGGUGUUGACUUUUAACAUUUAUAAAUUGACAACGGAUUUUGGUGACUUGGGUGUCGACAUUCCAGCUCAUUUACGGGAUUGGGCAUUCUCGUUAAAGUCAUUAGCCACUGAUAAAGACAUUGAUCGCCUACGAUACAAAUACGGAUAUCUAGAAGACAUAUGGUAUGAGAUUUCUCUGUUGAAUGAAGAGGAAGAAAACUUGAAUGAUCAAUUGAAGUAUGCAGACAAUGAUGCGUUUAUAACAGCUCAAUACGAGGAACUUCUUUCCAUUGCAAAGCAAUCGGAGGAAGCGAAAAAAGAUGAACAUAUAGAGGAAGUCUUGGAGCUGUUGUUGAAGUUUCCAUUGACAGAUGACCUUGUUAAAUCAUUGGUUUUAACGAUUUCAAAGCCAAAGAUCGAUUUAUUAACCAGUAUUCCGUUGGAUGACUAUGAUCAGCAACAAGCUGUUGUUGUGCCAGCACUUAACAGAUACACCACAAUUUUGAACCCCCAAUAUGCCAUGCUGAAUGAUUUUUACGAGUACUUGCUCGACUGUUUUGAAUUAAAAUUCCAGCAAUUGUUACAAAGCAGUGAUAAUAUUGAUAAGAAUUUAACCACGGUUGCGUCAAUUUGGCUAGAUGCUGGCAACUCCAACUUGAAAGACCAUGUAUUCCAUGAGAUUGUCAGAUCUGUGAUUGUUCCUUAUUUUGAUGCUCAAGUAAACAAAUGGGACUUCUCCCCUGACACCGUUCCAGAAAACCUUUUAACACUUCUUAAGAUUUUGUGUGUCGUUGGAAUUGAUGACGAUUAUUCUGUGGGUGGAGCAGUUGAGCAUUUGGUGUCGAAAGUGAAGUCAUUUUUGGUGUUUAAGAAUCCAAGUUCAUUUUGGCAUGGGUUCUACGAUGAAUCAGUCGCAAACGCCAAAUUGCAAAUCACCUUCAUUAUGCAACACUUGGUGCCCGAAUUUGAAUCGUGUAAAAAAUCAACAAUGCAAUCGAUCCAAGAGACUUUUAAAGCAUCGUUUGCUUCAUGGGUCGAGAGCCUAACUUUCAUUGAUGUAACGCCGGCCAUGUUUGACAAUAUUCUAUACCUUUCGCUGUUCUUACCACAGGAUACAAGGUUCACCUUCCUACAAUAUUUGGUCUUCAACAAUUGGAUUGCCACCAUCAUCAGAGUUUAUAGAGCAAACCCACAUGCCAUACCCAAUUGGUAUACCACCUGGUAUCAAUUUUUCACUACGAAGUUGAAGAAAGAAAGUUCAAAGGAGAUCAUAGACCUAAUUAAAUGGUAUUUAAGUAAAGCGUUGGCCAUGAUUAAAUCAAAUUUCGACCCCAACGUUUGCAAAGAGCUUCCACAACGAGAGGGGGAGCGUUUCCCCUCUGCAGCUCAGUUGCUUAAACCCAUUGGACUACUAAAUGUGCAUGGUAUUCCUUCAUAUCGACUUCAAAUGAGGUUCCAUGAUGUUGUUUCAGACUAUUGUUUCACGAAAAACAUACAGCAAAAACAAUUGAAGCGUGUCGUUCACAACGGUUUUCCAAUACUUCGGUUCACCAAAGGUGGGAUUACUAGAUACGGGUAUAUUGAAGACGAUGUAUUAUGGGUGGGUGACUCUGAUGACUUCAACAAAUGCAAUUAUGAACCUAUUGCAGUUGACACAUUAGUAGAUCGUUUUUAG
This is a messenger RNA of Lodderomyces parapsilosis, 2319 nucleotides long. Its product is annotated as mRNA splicing protein. Gene Ontology annotation, biological process: spliceosomal complex disassembly. The record is from RefSeq and is a predicted model, not a curated record. Lineage: Eukaryota; Fungi; Ascomycota; Pichiomycetes; Serinales; Debaryomycetaceae. The transcript has a single exon. The coding region runs from base 1 to 2319 and encodes 772 amino acids. Gene Ontology annotation, cellular component: U2-type post-mRNA release spliceosomal complex. Gene Ontology annotation, molecular function: nucleic acid binding.